Messenger RNA from Thamnophis sirtalis, 285 nucleotides. NCBI's taxonomy places the organism in Eukaryota, Metazoa, Chordata, Lepidosauria, Squamata, Natricidae. The record is from RefSeq and is a predicted model, not a curated record.
UCUUUAAAGUGGUGGAAGGCGUUCUUAAGAUACCUGUUUGGAACAGCAUGAGCCAGGCGGCGUACUUUGCCGGAGAGCUGGUGUCCACCAUUGACAGUGUGACAUGGCACAUCACACACAACCUGGGAGGAAGCCCUUCAACCAUCACAGUCCAAGGCAGUUCACCUGUGGCAGAUUAUUCCCUGGUUAAAAUGCCUCCCCAGCUCCCAGAUGUCCCGCAGUAUCGUUUCCCAUUACAAGGACAAAGUUAUAUUUCUAUACCUGGAGAAGCAUUCCAAUAUUCAG